CCCUGUCGUCGAGCCGCAGUGGUUCCUCCCGGUCGGGCAGCUCCCACUGCUGGUCGCUGCGGGCUUCCGUAGCUUCGCUUCAGCCGCAGACAGCCGACAGCCAGCGCGAUGUUAUCCCGUUCCCCGUGUGUUUACCGGACACUUGGACGUUCCCUGUCAGCGGCAAACCAGGCCGGUAGCGUGUUGGUCCGACAGUCUGCGUCAGGUCACUCAGUGUGCAGCCGGCUGCUUUACAGGAAGUCUCAGCCAUGUGAGUUUCCGUCUUCGGCGAACGUCUACCACAUCAGAUACUUCAGGACGUCUGCCGCUCACAGGGAUGAAGUGGUUACAGUCAAAACUCCAGCAUUUGCAGAAUCAGUUACAGAAGGAGAUGUGAGGUGGGAGAAAGCUGUGGGCGAUUCGGUGUCAGAAGAUGAAGUGGUUUGUGAAAUUGAGACUGACAAGACGUCGGUUCAGGUCCCAGCUCCAGCUGCUGGAGUCAUCGAGGAGCUGCUGGUUCCUGAUGGAGGGAAAGUAGAAGGAGGAACGCCUCUCUUCAAGCUCCGGAAAGGAGCUGCUGCCGCUGCCAAACCUGCUCCGUCUCCAGCUGCAGAUCCUCCACCUGCAGCAGCUGCCACCCCUCCUCCUCCUCCUCCUCCUUCUCCUCCUCCAGCUCCGACUGCCACACCUCCAGUGCCACCACAGCCGGUCCAAGCCAAACCUGUUUCUGCUGUCAAACCCACGGCUGCAGCUCCUCCAGCAGCAGGAUCCAGAGGAGAAAACAGGGUGAAGAUGAACCGCAUGAGGCUGAGGAUCGCUCAGAGACUGAAGGAGGCUCAGAACACCUGCGCCAUGCUGACCACCUUCAACGAGGUGGACAUGAGCAACAUUCAGGAGAUGAGGAAACUCCAUAAGGAUGCUUUCCUAAAAAAGCACAACAUCAAACUGGGUUUCAUGUCUGCGUUUGUGAAGGCUGCUGCACACGCUCUGGCCGACCAACCUGCUGUCAAUGCCGUUAUUGACGACACAACCAAAGAGAUCAUCUACAGAGAUUACGUAGAUGUUAGUGUUGCCGUGGCAACUCCAAAGGGGCUUGUUGUACCGGUGGUCCGUGAUGUUCAGACCAUGAACUUUGCUGACAUUGAGAAAGCCAUUAAUGUGCUGGGGGAAAAGGCUCGUAACAAUGCAUUGGCUGUUGAGGAUAUGGAUGGAGGUACGUUCACCAUCAGUAACGGCGGUGUGUUUGGCUCCAUGUUCGGCACACCCAUCAUUAACCCCCCGCAGUCCGCCAUCCUGGGCAUGCACGGCAUCUUCGACAGGCCUGUGGCCAUCAAUGGAAAGGUCGAGAUCCGACCCAUGAUGUACGUGGCGCUGACAUACGACCACCGACUCAUCGACGGCAGAGAAGCGACCACCUUCCUACGCAAGAUCAAAGCGGCGGUGGAAGAUCCUCGAGUGCUGCUCCUGGACAUGUGAUGUUUCCAGCACCACGUUACUCUUUAUUUAAAGAUAUUCAGCUGCAUAAAAUGAACUCCAAGUCACAGAAGACGCACAAAUUACACAAAAUUGCCUAUACAGCCACUGUUGUUAUUUGUAACUGCUCAGUCCAACUACGGGAGGUAACUGGAGCUGUGUUUCAACACUAGAGAACCUUAAAUGCAUGCUAUUACCUACAGAGAGGAAUCUGAAGUAUGAGCAACAACCUGGGCUGAGUCAAGAUAAUUGCUUUGCUGCUUUGGAAUUUAGUCGACAGUUCACAUUACAGCAUGUCAUAUAGAUUAUCCUGCAGCAUAACGUACAUACGGGUGUGUUAUUAUGUCCCUGUGCUGCUCAGAUGUGCGGACACAUGAAGCAGGAGAUGAACAAUCGCUGUAUUCUUGUCACAGUUGUGUAAUGGUAAAACAAAAAAACGGCUUUUCCAGAAAGCUGUCGGUUGCGUAACUUUCUCCGCUGCUCGUUAGCCACUCUUUCCACAGCGGGGCCAAACGGAGCUAAUUCAGAUUAGUUCAAGAUGUUUGAUGGUAGCACGGGUUUCAAAGAUUUCCUCGGUUUGCUGCUGCUGCUAGAAACAGUCUGGAAACACGAGUCAGUAACCAGGAAACUAGGUUUUUGCAUGGAACAUGUGUCUACCGGUGCCAUGCCUUUAAAUCAGUGUCCGCUGUUGUGCUUGGAUGUGACUCAGUUCAGUUAUAUUCCUGCUUUGCACUUAUCGUUUUUGUUUUUGUCAAGGCUACAGAUUCUGAGCAGUCAUCAGAUUUCAGCUUUUUGCAUUAUUCAUUAGCAGAAACUGCACAAAACAAUCAUGCACUGUUGGUUUUUAGUUUGCUUUGAAGGCGAUAUGUCGAGAGUAAUGUUCAAAACGCACAAUUUGCCAGCAGGUUUUUACGUUGAGCUUCGAUUUUGGAACAGAUUUGCAUUCUUAUACAUGAAAUAUUAAACAUCUUAAGAGUUUUACAUAGUGAAA
Messenger RNA from Acanthochromis polyacanthus (spiny chromis), 2443 nucleotides. Its product is annotated as dihydrolipoyllysine-residue succinyltransferase component of 2-oxoglutarate dehydrogenase complex, mitochondrial-like. Gene Ontology annotation, biological process: tricarboxylic acid cycle. The record is from RefSeq and is a predicted model, not a curated record. The transcript has 15 exons. Bases 109 to 1455 code for a protein of 448 amino acids. Gene Ontology annotation, cellular component: oxoglutarate dehydrogenase complex. Gene Ontology annotation, molecular function: dihydrolipoyllysine-residue succinyltransferase activity. NCBI's taxonomy places the organism in Eukaryota, Metazoa, Chordata, Actinopteri, Pomacentridae.